Molecule: messenger RNA, 1521 nt
Organism: Beauveria bassiana ARSEF 2860
Lineage: Eukaryota; Fungi; Ascomycota; Sordariomycetes; Hypocreales; Cordycipitaceae
Product: Mss51p-like protein
Exons: 3
Coding region: 1-1521 (506 amino acids)
Biological process (GO): mitochondrial respiratory chain complex IV assembly
Cellular component (GO): extrinsic component of mitochondrial inner membrane
Source: RefSeq, a predicted model, not a curated record
AUGGAGCAGUCUCUCCGCCGCGCGGCGCAGAGCCUCUGCGGCCAAUGCUCUACGGCUCUACGUGGGCGUCUAACUCAGCGAGGCGCCAGCAGGCAACUCGCAGCCAUCUCGAGCCUCUCCAAGGCUUCGACGACGUCCCCGAAAAAACAGGCAACCACAGCGACAGCUACAGCGACAUCUACGUCGACGCCAGCAGCGAGAGAGUAUUCUUCUCAAUCUGCGCCGUCAUUUAGUUUCAAGAACUCGGACAAGCCUCCUGUGCCCACUUCUGUUAAGCUCUCGCAGGAUGACCUCUUUCACUCCUUUACCGACUCCCCUGUACCCGAAUUCCGACGCCGCGCCGCAUUCAUGCGCCAGCAUGCCUACUGUCCGCAUCCAGACCACAGGCCAACAAAGAUGUCGACACUCCCUGAUGGCGAGCAACCUCAAACCGGUGAUAUGCCUCCUGCGAAGGUUGAUUUCGAUUGUCCCGACUGCGGCAUUCCCGUAUACUGCAGCAAGGAGCACUGGAUGGAUCAUUAUGAGGAGCAUCUGAAGAUUUGUGACACUUUGCGACAGAUCAACGAGGACGAUCACGAUUUGCGCUCUGGGAGAGUGUUUCAUGAGGCCAACCUGCCCGACCUCCAGCUUGAUGAUGCGGCUGUCAACAUGACCAAUUGGGACACUUUCAUGUACACUCGCGAGUUCAAUGCUGUUGACUCUGAUCGAGCCAUGCGCCAAAUUACUCGCCUGUUGACUUAUCCUGUUACAAUCGGUAGUGUUCUUCAUGAGCUCAGCCCCUACAAUAUUCAAACUGGAGGUCGUCUCACCACCGAAGGCCUCAAGAGUUUCAGUGCCUUGAGAUACAAUCUUCACCCUGGUCGUUCCGGACGCGGUGCCACGAUUCAAACACUUCGUCCCGAACCUCCACCAGUUCGAGUCUUCGUCUUGGGAGCUCGCGCUGAAUCGUCCCUGCCCCGGUCUACCUGGGUGCAGCUGGCGCAUCUCUUCCCCGAGUCUAGACUGCAUCUUAUUAUGAUUGGCCCCGAGAGCAUGGCUAACCGAGAUGACGAGUUUCCUCUCCCCGAGCGCACACCAUCGAAUCCAUUCGGUGCGAUUGUCGAGGACAGGGUUUGGUAUAAGAUGAAGAUCAGCACUAUCGUGGACUAUUAUCACACUAUCCACAAGACUGGCCACUUUGCUCCUUAUGACCCGUACUUUGACUGCUUCGUUCUUUUCCAUCCCGGCCUUGGCCAUCCCGCCAGCAGUCACGAGUGGGAAGAGACUUUACCUCUCCUAUUGGAGACCAAGGUGCCUAUUAUCAGCACUGGCUACACGCAGCAGGACCUGGACCGCGACGUUCAGUGGGUACGAAACAAGUCGCGUGGGGAGUUUGAUAUCCUGCUUGAGCCUGGCGAGAACAAUUUCAGAAGUCUGCGAUGGGACCUCAACGACGCCGACCCUCAAGACAUCACCUGUGGCAACUGGGGCGUGUGGGCAUUCCGUGGCAAGAGAUACGAAACCACAACUAAGGACCAGUGA